AUGGUCGUCAAAGAGUAUGUGACCUAUAACCAGCCGCGCGACCAGGUCCACAAAUUAUGUCAAGAGGCUGCCCCUCGAAUUCUCGACGACUUCAAGCCCCAGCUCAUAAUCGCAAUCGGCGGUGGCGGCUACGUCCCUGCUCGUAUUCUGCGAUCAUUUCUCAAGCAGCCUGGCGCGCCCAACAUCCCCAUCCAAGCCAUCGGUCUCUCGCUGUACGAAGAACUACCCUCCAAACAUCCCUCGGGAUCCAACACACCCGGUGCUGUAGAAUUGCCCGGCACGAAGGUUACUCGAACGCAAUGGUUGGACUUGACAAGUUUGGGAGAGAUGGAGAACUUGGUUGGGAAGAGGAUUUUGAUUGUUGAUGAGGUUGAUGAUACCAGGACAACAUUGGAAUAUGCUGUGAAGGAAUUGGAAAAGGAUGUUGAGGCUGCCAGACAAAAGUUGGGUGGGAAGGCAGAGAAGACUGUUUUCUCGAUAUUUGUGCUUCAUAAUAAGAAUAAAGAGAAGAAGGGUCUUUUGCCGGAUGAUAUGCUCAACGAAAACCGAUACUUGGCAGCCAGAACUGUUGGCGAUGUUUGGAUAUGUUAUCCUUGGGAGGCUAAAGACAUUGAGGAGCAUGAUGAGUUUGCUAGGAAGCAAGAAUCGAAGUAG
Molecule: messenger RNA, 654 nt
Organism: Lachnellula hyalina
Lineage: Eukaryota; Fungi; Ascomycota; Leotiomycetes; Helotiales; Lachnaceae
Gene: XPT1
Product: Xanthine phosphoribosyltransferase
Exons: 3
Coding region: 1-654 (217 amino acids)
Biological process (GO): GMP salvage; hypoxanthine metabolic process; XMP salvage
Cellular component (GO): cytoplasm
Molecular function (GO): hypoxanthine phosphoribosyltransferase activity
Source: RefSeq, a predicted model, not a curated record